UGUAGGAUCCUCCCGGGACACUCUUUGAGUUGGAGAUUUCUGCAGAGAGGACUGGCUGACCCCCGCAGAGCUCUUAGGAUUUUCAGCGGUCUGAUACUGGAGGCUUGCACGCUGCGCUCUCUCGACCCUGGGACACACUCGCUCGAACCACAGCAGUGUGCAGGUGACCGGCAUAUCCUCUCUCCGACUCUCCAUAAGCUCAUGAACCUGGGAGCAGGUGUCCGGCGAUGGCGCGGCCUCUAAGCGACAGGACCCCGGGCCCCCUGCUGUUGGGAGGCCCGGCCGGGGCCCCCCCUGGCGGGGGAGCGCUGCUUGGGCUGCGGAGCCUUCUGCAGGGGACCAGCAAGCCCAAAGAGCCGGCCAGCUGUCUCCUAAAGGAAAAGGAGCGGAAGGCGGCUCUGCCCUCAGCUCCCAUCCCGGGACCGGGCCUGGAAACGGCUGGCCCAGCCGAUGCCCCGACGGGGGCGGUUGGUGGCGGUGGGUCCCCGCGGGGGCGCUCAGGGCCGGCGGCUGGCCCGAGUCUUUUUGCGCCGCUGCUGUGGGAACGCACUUUGCCUUUCGGCGACGUGGAGUACGUGGACCUGGACGCCUUCCUGCUGGAGCACGGGCUCCCGCCGAGCCCGCCGCCCCCCGGGGGCCUGUCGCCGGCACCCUCUCCGGCUCGCACGCCCGCGCCUUCCCCGGGGCCCGGCUCCUGCGGCUCCUCUUCCCCCCGCUCCUCGCCGGGGCACGCCCCCGCCCGGGCUCCUCUGGGAGCCGCCGGUGGCCACCGCGCAGGCUUGACCUCUAGGGACACACCCAGUCCUGUGGACCCAGACACCGUGGAGGUGCUAAUGACCUUUGAACCUGAUCCAGCUGAUCUUGCCCUGUCAAGCAUUCCAGGACAUGAGACUUUUGAUCCUCGGAGACACCGCUUCUCAGAGGAGGAACUGAAGCCUCAGCCAAUCAUGAAAAAGGCAAGGAAAGUCCAAGUGCCCGAGGAACAGAAGGAUGAGAAGUAUUGGAGCCGCAGGUACAAGAACAAUGAGGCCGCCAAGAGGUCUCGAGAUGCACGAAGACUCAAGGAGAAUCAGAUAUCGGUGCGGGCAGCCUUCCUGGAGAAGGAGAAUGCCCUGUUGCGGCAGGAGGUGGUGGCUGUACGGCAAGAGCUGUCCCACUACCGCGCUGUGCUCUCACGGUACCAGGCCCAGCACGGGACGCUGUGAGGCCACGCCAGCCUGCCUGGUCAGAGCCCUGUUCCUUCCGCAGACUUGCACCUGACACUCUUCCUCCCUCUUCCGUCUGGCCAGCGAGGUGCCCCAGGGACGUGAUGAUACAAAUACAUUUAUAUUUUUAAGAAAAAGCUGACCUUCCCCCACCUCCCUUGCGGGGGGUGGGGAGGGUCCUGUGUGUGCUGUUAGCACUUCGGGGAACCUACCCGCCCAACCGCCUCCGUCAACACAAUCCUGAAUAAAUCUUGAGAACCCAGGA
Messenger RNA from Phodopus roborovskii (desert hamster), 1470 nucleotides. RefSeq names its product D-box binding PAR bZIP transcription factor (gene Dbp). The transcript has 4 exons. Gene Ontology annotation, molecular function: RNA polymerase II cis-regulatory region sequence-specific DNA binding; DNA-binding transcription factor activity, RNA polymerase II-specific. Lineage: Eukaryota; Metazoa; Chordata; Mammalia; Rodentia; Cricetidae. Gene Ontology annotation, cellular component: nucleus. The record is from RefSeq and is a predicted model, not a curated record. The coding region runs from base 228 to 1205 and encodes 325 amino acids. Gene Ontology annotation, biological process: regulation of transcription by RNA polymerase II.